GAAGGAUGGAUGAUGAUAUGUCAUGAAGUUUGUCCUGCAGCAGAGAGCAAGAGUCCAACAGUGAUUCGAACUCGGGAGGCCUCAACAUUAAACAGUGACUGGCGAAAUAUCUAAACCGCUCUUUGCAUUUUGGGAGGGACACUUUAGAAGAUGAAAGGACAGAACUUGAACUUCGUGACCAGCUCGCAUUCAUCCUCAACAUGCACCAGAACAUCUUAAGGUACCUUGAGAAUCAUAACAGAUGUGGCACUACCGAAAACCGUUUGAGAGGCCAGAACCCACUAAUUGCAGAGUUGGAACAGUGUGGGCUUGUUAGCCACAGCAAUCAUGAAGAGUACUUUUUAAAUGGGCAUUUGGAUCAGACAGUGCACAUGGAAGGUCUGAAAAUGUGCAAACUGUCUGAGUCACCUGUGUCGAUAACAACAGAUGAUCUUGAUUUGGUCUGUUCCACAGAAAGUGCCAUUGGGUUGUAUAUCAAUGGAGUGAAGAGUGACUCAUCCUGCAGUCUUUCAGUUGGAGAUAACCUAUCACAAGUUAUCGAUACCUUGUCCCCCUCCUUAUUCUGCUCUGCGGUGUCCAUGUCAUCUUUCAAUGCCUUCUCUCCAUCCUUCUCUUCCCCUUCCUCCAGCCUCUCAUCUGGCUCUUUGUCAGAGUUUUGUCAGAACUCUCCAUCACUUUCAACCCUCUGUGGUCCAUCUGUGGAACAACAAGACCUUCUCUUCAGUUGUACACAGCAGCAUCAGAACAAACCCCCAGAAGGGUGUGUGUUUGCCAAUCAGGAACCUGCUGCUGAAUUUCAGAUUUGUAACAAGAAGCUUCUACAAUUUGAAAACAAGAAGGAACUGCUUCGGUAUCUCUGCUCUGACUCAAAUGCAACCAAUGAGCAAACCAGGCACCUUAAUGUUUACAGUAGUCAGACAGUACCAUCUAAGGAACUUCCAAUACUGCAUCAAUGUAAGAAUGACUUGGGACUGAGCUGGCCACAUGGAGAUGAGGGAAUGAAUGGCCACCUUAAGGAUAAACAGCCAUGUCGGUGGAUGGAUUGUCAGGCUACUUAUGGGCUGAAAGAAGAACUGGUGCAGCACAUAGAGAAGGUUCACAUAGAUCAGCGAAAAGGGGAGGACUUUACCUGCUUCUGGGCAGGAUGUGUCCGUCGAAACAAGCCCUUCAAUGCUCGAUACAAGUUGCUCAUUCACAUGAGAGUCCAUUCUGGUGAGAAACCCAACAAGUGCAUGUUUGUAGGCUGUAAUAAGGCAUUUUCCCGUCUGGAAAACCUAAAGAUCCACCUACGCAGCCACACUGGUGAGAAGCCUUACAUAUGCCAGCACCCCGGCUGUCUCAAAGCCUUCAGCAACUCCAGUGAUCGAGCCAAACACCAGCGGACACACCUGGACACAAAGCCAUAUGCUUGUCAGCUCCCAGGGUGCACCAAACGCUAUACGGACCCCAGCUCUUUGCGCAAACACGUCAAGGCCCACUUCAGUAAAGCCCUGCAGGCACAGGACAAGGGCCAGCUACGUAAUAAGGUGGAGCAGGAAGUUGUGGAUGUGUGCUUUGGCCUGCAGCAUCUCCAUGGAUCUACUCCUUCAGUACACAUCCCAGACCACAGGUGUUCCAGCUCCCUCACUAAGAUUCAUCAGGAAAGCUUUACUGCAUACUCUGCGGAUGAUGAAUCGUUCAGCAGAGUCUUAUCAGGAUCCAUCAAUAUGAAUCUGGAGCAAUCCACCAGACACUGCAGUAUUAGCCUCCACAACCAUCUACCCAAUAACAAGAUUAAUCAGCCGAGACUUUCUCCUCUGGUUUGUGGAAUCAGCCUGGUCAGUGGUACAAAUGAGCUCCAUGCUGUGUCUGACAAGCACAACUUCAUCUUAAACCCACAUCAAAAACUCAACCAGAUGUUUAAUGAAGUACCAAUAAAUCACCAAGUUUUUCAGGCCACUUUUAAUGGAGUUGAGCAGAUUUGCAGUAAUGGAAGAGAUGAUCUGCACAAUUUUGACCAAAAUGGAUUCCCUUUAACCUGUAUAAAUUCCUCUGGCCACAUCCUAACCCAGGAUGCACAGCCAGUGAGUGGGCAUCACCCCCCUCCAUGUUCCAGUUGGGAUCUAUGACCGUUGCCUCAGUCAGAUCUGUGGAGGAAUGGUUUAAAAACUGGUGACGAUACAUUAAGACAUGGGUGAUUAAGGAAGUGGAAUUCUGGAUAAAGAUUCUCCAAUCACAACAGAACUGUGUGAAAAACACUUUGCUUGGGCAAUAUCCUCUCAAAGAUUCCUUGAGCAGUGAGUCAGACCUUUAAUGACAGCUGUGCUCUUGAAAGAGAAAUUCUGCAACUUUGGUACUGAUAAUGAUGAUGCAGCCUUAUGUUUGGAUUCAAAACAGUGGAAUUUUUAUGUUUAGUUUGCCCAGAGAAUAAGAUUAAGGAGUGAUACUGUUUACAAUGAGUUAGUAACAGGACACGAUUCUUUAAGUAAUAUUUAUGUUGUAUUUUUCUUCAACAUUACAUUAUGUAGGCUACCAUUUUGUCUUUCUCAAAUAAACCGAAGAGG
Molecule: messenger RNA, 2543 nt
Organism: Xyrauchen texanus (razorback sucker)
Lineage: Eukaryota; Metazoa; Chordata; Actinopteri; Cypriniformes; Catostomidae
Product: zinc finger protein 432-like
Exons: 11
Coding region: 201-2108 (635 amino acids)
Biological process (GO): regulation of transcription by RNA polymerase II
Cellular component (GO): nucleus
Molecular function (GO): RNA polymerase II cis-regulatory region sequence-specific DNA binding; DNA-binding transcription factor activity, RNA polymerase II-specific
Source: RefSeq, a predicted model, not a curated record